UGCGAACCAUCAAAAAAAUCCAAAACUACUAAAGGAAUCAUUUAUGAUGAUGUUAAUGACAGAUUUAUAGACAUUAAAUCAAUAGAUGCUUAUGAAGAAAGAAAUACUAUUCUUCAAACUGAAAAUAAAGAUUUAAAAGAGCAAUUAACUAAAGUUCAAAAUGACCUACAAAAUAAAGAAGAAGAAUUUAACGAAUUGAAAAGAGCAAGUCAAAAAUCUUCUGAUGAUCACCUUUUAAGUUUACAAAAUCUGAAAGAAACUUUAGACACUGAAGUUAAUAAAUUAAAUAAUUUUCAAGAAGAUUUAGUUCAAGCUAAAAAACAUAAUCAAUCAUUAAAAGAACAAUUAAUCAAAGUACAAAAGGACAUACAAACUAAAGAAGAGGAAUUAAACGAACUGAAAAAGGCAAAUGAAAAAACUUUAGAAGAUUAUAAUUUAACCUUACAAAAACUUAAUGUUUCUCAGGAUGACUUGGCUCAAAUUAAAAAUAAUAAUGUGUUACUAAAAGAACAAUUAGUCAAAGUUCAAAACGACGUGCAAAGUAAGGAAGAAGAAUUAAAUGAAUUGAAAAUGGCAAAUGAAAAAGCUUUGGAAGUUUAUGAUUUAACUUUACAAAGACUAAAUGAUUCUCAAGAAAAUUUAGCUCAAACUAAAAAUGAUAAUGAGUUGUUAAAAGAACAAUUAGUCAAGUCUCAAAAGUCUAAGAAAAUACCGAAAAAUAUCGCAAAUGAAAAAGCUUUGAAAGCUAGUAUUUGUAAAUUAAACAACUCUCAAAAGGAAUUAUCUCAUGUUAAAAGAAAUACUCAGAAAUUACAAUUAGAAAAAUCUUUAUUGGAAAAAUCAAUAUUUAAUUAUCAACAGGCUUUACAAUCUAUAAAAGUAGAAUUAAAUCGAACAAAGGUUCAACUUAGCAAAAAAGGACUAAAUAAUCAAAUUAAAAAACCAGCUGCAGAAAUAGCUAUUUAUAAAAUAUAUGAUAAACUAAAAGAAGAUGAAUUAAAUAUAAAACUAAUAUAUUAUUAG
This is a messenger RNA of Cetraspora pellucida, 1023 nucleotides long. NCBI's taxonomy places the organism in Eukaryota, Fungi, Glomeromycota, Glomeromycetes, Diversisporales, Gigasporaceae. The record is from the annotation of a GenBank genome assembly.